UUCUGGCGAUCUUUGGCACGUCUUCAACGAACUUUUAUAAUUCUUACCACAUUUGUAUCGAUUGUUUUUCUUAUAUUUAUUUUUGGUGGUUGGGAGGCAGCGGAAACAGUGCAUCAUGAGAAUAAGAAUGUUAUAACAAAAUUUUUUUUCCUUCAUAAACAUUGCACUUUAGGGCCGCAAAAUGUACGACAAAAAGCAGUUGUUGCUGCAUUCAAACAUGCGUGGAAAGGUUAUAAAACCUACGCUUGGGGCCAUGAUUCGCUACGGCCAAUAACAAAAAGAUAUUCAGAGUGGAUAAAUAUGGGUUUAACGAUUGUUGACUCUCUCGAUACAAUGAUUAUCAUGGGUUUGGAUGAUGAAUUCGAAGAGGCUCGAGAUUGGGUAGCUGAAUCUCUAAAGUUUAAUCGAAAUAUUUUUGUCAGUUUUUUUGAAACGACGAUACGAAUUCUUGGCGGACUUCUUAGCGCUUUUCAUCUUAGUGGUGAUAAAAUUUUCAUGCAUCGAGCAGUGGAAUUAGGAAAUCGUUUAAUAUCUGCUUUCAAUACUUCAUCUUUUAUUCCUUAUAGCGAUGUUAAUUUGUUUGGUAGACAACCUUCAUGGAAUGGCGAUAGUUCUUUAUCAGAAAUUGCCUCUGUGCAGUUGGAAUUCCGUGACUUAUCACGAAUUAUCAAUAAUUCAACAUUCGAAGAGAUUUCUUUUCGGACAUCUCAACAUAUUCACAAUCUUGGAUGCAUUGAACAUGAUGGAUUAUGUGGAAUGUUUAUCAGUCCGAAUACAGGGGAGUUUCGAGAACCCACGACCAUAACCAUUGGUGCGCGAGCAGAUAGUUAUUAUGAAUAUUUGCUGAAACAGUGGCUGCAGACUGGAAAAACAAUCGACUGGUUGAGAGACGAUUACAAUAAAACGAUCGCUGCAAUGGAAAAGUUAUUGCUUCGAUAUUCAAAGCCAAAUGAUUUUGCUUAUUUCGGGGAAAUUCUUCCUGGCAACGUUUUCUCGCCGAAAAUGGAUCAUUUGGCUUGUUUCAUUGCCGGAACACUUGCAUUGGGUGCAAUGAAUGGUAUGCCAGAUUCUCAUUUGGAGUUGGCUCGUAAGAUCGGUUCCACUUGCAAGCGAAUGUACCAAACUGCAACUGGUCUGGGACCAGAGAUUGUAUAUUUUAAUGAAAUACCCGGACAUACUGAAGAUAUUCGCAUUAAGCCGCUUGAUGCACAUUCUCUUUUACGCCCUGAGGCUAUCGAGGCUUGGUUCUAUUUGUAUCGCGCCACAAAUGAUAAAAUAUAUCAGACAUGGGGUUGGGAAGCAUUUUUGGCUAUUGAAAGUUACGCAAAGGUGAAUAAUGGAUAUUCUUCAGUUCACAGUGUGAAGCACGUCCCUGUUACACAUAGAGAUAUGAUGGAAUCAUUUUUUCUUGCUGAAACUUUAAAAUAUUUGUACCUUCUUUUUGCUGAUGAACAAAAUGAAAUACCAUUGGAUAAAUUUGUCUUCAAUACUGAAGCACAUCCGUUACCGAUUUAUGAUCAUUAA
Messenger RNA from Dracunculus medinensis (Guinea worm), 1524 nucleotides. The record is from the annotation of a GenBank genome assembly. NCBI's taxonomy places the organism in Eukaryota, Metazoa, Nematoda, Chromadorea, Rhabditida, Dracunculidae.